UUGCUUUUCCAUGCUGGAAGGAGCUUGUAUAACUAAAGCACUGCCAGCAAAGGCCCCCCUUACAGAGUCUAGCAGAUCCUGAGGGGCUGGCUGACUAUCGGGGACACAGAAAGGCCACCUGUUCUCCCUGCCUGCAGAAAAUCUGAGCUCUGCCAGGGCUGGCUGGUCAGGAAAGCAGAGAGAUGCAGGGGAGGUCAUCCCUCCGCCCGCUGGCUCUGAGUUGGGUUGACUGCAGAAGGUUCCAUGGGGCCAGAUUAGCACCUCAAUGCCUAGAUCACACGUGGUGGGUGGUUGUACCGCUUGAGCAGUCACAGUGCAUGCCUUUGCUGAGAGCCACCCCUCCAGCCUGGCACUGAGUCCAUAUGACAUUAAUGUGUGCCCCCCCCCACCCCAAACUGUGCCUGGAAGCCAGGGCUAGGAGCUGCCUCCCCUGCAGGUGUGUGUCCACACCUGCUCUGUCUGCUCCCUCCAGGACGUGCGGCUGGCUCCUGGUAGCCCGAGACGCUUACCCCUGGGCUGACUGCACAGUCGCCCUGUCUGGGGGUCUGGUGAGGAAAUGUGUGUUCAGGCCUUUCCCACCUGUGCUACUCAGCUCUGUCUGACCUCAGCCCCUUCAGGACCCACUGCCAAGAAAUCCCCCCAACCCUGACCACCCAGCUCCCGGUCUUGGUCCCUGGGCCCUGAGUGGCACAGCUCGCCUGGCCACCAUGCUUCUUGUAUGCACAUUCUGAUGCCAUCUUCCCCGACUUCCUCUUCUGGGGACUCAGGUCACCCCACAGCUGGGCUGAGGGCCCGUAAACACCUGGCCCGCCAAGCCCCAGCUGUGCCCCUACCCACUUUUUGCUGUGCCUGGCCCUCCUUGCCCUCCCCCGGCCGGCGUCUUCCUGUAAGGAGGUCCUUCCACUCCACGUCUCCCCUGGGUCUAACCCCACUUCCUGUAGCUGCUCCCCGAGCCUGGGACCAGGUCUGCCUUACUUUCCAACCUGCGCUCCACAAAAUGCUCUGGUCUCAAAAUCAGGCCUAUCUCAGACCAGCUUCCCACUGAUGUGUGGAGUUUGUUCUCAGCCAAACUGUCUCGCUACCCCAGCUUCUACCCACUGGUCCAAAACAGCUCCUCAUUUGCCUGAAGGACACUGACUUGCUCAUUACGUCACUGGCUCUGUCACAAUUGGGCUGAGAGCAGAGUGUGGGCCUGCCCGCCGGGUCCCCAGGGCAGCCCUGCCAGCGCAGCUCAGACUGGCCCAGUUUAGCCACACAUGCACCAUGAAGUACCCUCUGGUGCCGCUGGUGAAUGAGCUGACGUUUUCCUUCCUGGUGUUCUGGCUCUGCCUGCCCGUGGGCUUGCUGCUGUUCCUGCUCAUUGUGUGGCUACGCUUCCUGCUCAGCCAAGAUUCAGAGGAAAAUGACUCAUACUUAUGCUUGGAUUGGGAGCCCUGGAGCAAAGGCCCUGCCAAGUUCUGUCAGGAGGAGACACUCCACAGCCAAGAGGAGGGGAGGACCUGCUGCUGAGCCCGUCCUGCCAGAGCCAACCUGCCAUCUCUUCCCAGCCUGGUGUUCCUGGAGUCAGCCGACGCGGGUGGGAGAGGCUCACCACGGAGGGAAGAGGAUUCCGUCGAGUGAGGUGCUUCCCUGGGAGCCCCAGCACGUCUCCUCCACCGGUGGA
Molecule: messenger RNA, 1663 nt
Organism: Camelus dromedarius (Arabian camel)
Lineage: Eukaryota; Metazoa; Chordata; Mammalia; Artiodactyla; Camelidae
Gene: ADIG
Product: adipogenin
Exons: 3
Coding region: 1264-1509 (81 amino acids)
Biological process (GO): white fat cell differentiation; brown fat cell differentiation
Cellular component (GO): lipid droplet; cytoplasm; nucleus
Source: RefSeq, a predicted model, not a curated record